This is a messenger RNA of Neohortaea acidophila, 1216 nucleotides long. RefSeq names its product tetrapyrrole biosynthesis, uroporphyrinogen III synthase. Gene Ontology annotation, molecular function: uroporphyrinogen-III synthase activity. The record is from RefSeq and is a predicted model, not a curated record. The transcript has a single exon. Gene Ontology annotation, biological process: uroporphyrinogen III biosynthetic process. Lineage: Eukaryota; Fungi; Ascomycota; Dothideomycetes; Mycosphaerellales; Teratosphaeriaceae. The coding region runs from base 46 to 1038 and encodes 330 amino acids.
CUUUGGUUCCUACAACCACGCCGCGACAGCUAUGAGCAGGUCAUCAUGGAGGACGUCACCAGUGCCCUGAAGGAUCUCAAAUUAGACCAGGUCCCAGUGUACCUCCUAAAGACCAAAUCCUUCCCCAAUGACGCCUACGAGGAGUACUUCGACCAACUCGACAAUGGGAAAUACAAGCCCGUCUUCGUGCCUGUUCUAGAGCACAUCCUCCGGGACGACACGCUAAGGACCAUCCGACGUGCAACAGAACGAUACGCCUUCGCCGGGGGAAGCGAAGCGACAGCGCGACAGAAAGCCUGCAACAACCCCGCCAAGAAAUAUGGCGGGCUCGUCUUCACCUCCCAGAGAGCUGUCGAUGCUUUUGCAACCAUGGUCGCCAAGCUCGAUCCGAGCAAGACGCAUUGGCUUUUCGACAGCCAGAUGCCUAUUUAUGUGGUUGGUCCAGCGACUGCCAAUGGCGUGAGGGCUCUCGGCUUGUCGUGUCCGGUUGUCGGAGAGCAGGCGGGGAAUGGCGAGGCUCUGGCGAAGUUCAUUCUCGAAUGGCAUGCUACGCUGUCAAAGGAGGUGACGCACCUUGACGGUCAGAAAUUGCCUUUGCUCUUUCUUGUGGGCGAGCAGCGACGGGAUAUCAUCCCUGCGACUCUGCAGUCGGAAGAGCUUGCGCCUCAGGACCGCAUUCCUAUUGUGGAGGUCGUGGUUUACGAAACGGGCGAGAUGGCCACCUUUGAAGAAGACUUUACUACUCUCCUCAGACAGGCUAAGGCGGCGAAAGUCAAGGAACAGUGGGUCGUGGUCUUUUCCCCGCAAGGCUGCGAGGCCAUGUUGAAUGGCUUGGGCUGGUUGGAUGAGAAGACGGGGAAAUUCAGUUCGGAGAGACGGAGUGUUACGAGUGGACCGCUCAGAACGAACAUUGCCACGAUUGGGCCGACUACGAGAGAUUCUCUCUUGACGGAAUUUGCUUUUCAGCCGGAUGUCUCCGCCGCCACACCUACUCCAGAGGGGCUUGGAGCGGCAAUGCAGGGGCUUGCACAGACCUGAUUGCUCAUCGCGUGGCAGGAAAUAUCACGAUUGCAUUUGAUCUGCCUAGUCUGCUGUGAUCCGCACGUUCCAGAGCGAGAUGCUAUAUAUGUUUGUAGGCAUUAGAUACCCAUCAUUGGCAGACCUCGAGACAUGGUAGUUCUUGGUCCAGUUCAACCGCAUGCUCAAUUCGCGUCGC